Messenger RNA from Neltuma alba, 658 nucleotides. Its product is annotated as hydrophobic protein LTI6B. Gene Ontology annotation, cellular component: membrane. Lineage: Eukaryota; Viridiplantae; Streptophyta; Magnoliopsida; Fabales; Fabaceae. The transcript is spliced from 3 exons. The record is from RefSeq and is a predicted model, not a curated record. Bases 116 to 289 code for a protein of 57 amino acids.
CGCGGGUAGCUCAGAAAUCAAAAUCAAAAUCAAAACCACAAGAGAAGACAGAACAGCGAAUCGAAGAGAUCGGAAGGAUUUGAAGAAAUAACAAAAGAAGAAAAAGGCGAAGAAAAUGGCAGACGAAGGCACGGCAACCUGCGUCGACAUCCUUCUGGCCAUCAUCCUGCCUCCUCUCGGAGUCUUCCUCAAGUUUGGCUGCAAGGCUGAGUUCUGGAUCUGCUUGGUCCUCACCUUUCUGGGCUACCUCCCCGGAAUUAUCUAUGCCGUCUACGCCAUCACUAAGUGAUGACCUCUCUUACUGUGGACGUUGAACAGUGGUUAGGGGCGUUUAUGUCUUUUCGCAUUGCCCCUUGACGGACAGUCACAGCACUUAUUCUUUUUCUUAUUUUAAUUUCAAAUUUUCAUGUGUAUUAUUACUUGUGUCGAAUCUGCUUUGUAAUCGUACUCUUUGCUGUUUUUGUCCGAUGCACGAAGAAGAUGGGGUGUGAAUCUGGUAGUGUGAAGAUGUAUGGGGUGUGAAUCUUAUUAGCGUGUAGGUGUAUUUGGUGUCGGACAUCUCACAGAUUGUUAUUAUUAUUAUUAUUAUUCGUUCCGAGUGAACAAUGAUAAAAAUUCCACCCCAUUAAUAAUUAAUUAUUCCAUUAUUAUUUCUUCA